ACACUGGAACAGGUAGACGAACUGGGAGGAAGCUGUCCCUAUAAAAGCUCCCUGGAGUCCUAAGCGGAACCAGACUUCCACAGCCGCGAGAAGAGGAAGAAGACUCCCGAGGAUACAAAGCACUCCAAGAUGAUUGGUCUUCGUACACAGGUUGCUCUGCUGGUGGCACUCAUGGCUCUGUUCUUCUGCGUCUCCGCCGACCCUAACGGAGGAGGCAGACACGGUUUUGGAGGCGGUUUCGGUGGUUUCGGAGGAGGUGGUUUCGGAGGUCACGGCGGUUUUGGAGGUGGGGGAUUCGGCCACAGACCAUUUGGUGGAGGAUUUGGAGGAGGUUUCGGACACAGACCAUUUGGUGGAGGAUUUGGAGGAGGCUUCGGACACAGGCCUUACGGAUACGGAAGAUAGAAAGAAGCCUUCCCUUCAAACCGACAACGCAGAAUGUUUGUGGCAGCGAAGAAGAAAACGAGACCUGGAACGCUGGAAUUGGAUCGUUUGUUUGGAAGCUCUCCAGCGAAAGAUUCCAAAUCGGUCUUUUGGGACUGUGGUCUUGCAGUUUAUGUCAUGACAAUAUUUCUGUAAUGAAAAUUUGCUCGUGAA
This is a messenger RNA of Macrobrachium nipponense, 597 nucleotides long. RefSeq names its product keratin, type II cytoskeletal 2 epidermal-like. The record is from RefSeq and is a predicted model, not a curated record. The transcript has 4 exons. NCBI's taxonomy places the organism in Eukaryota, Metazoa, Arthropoda, Malacostraca, Decapoda, Palaemonidae. The coding region runs from base 130 to 405 and encodes 91 amino acids.